AUAAAUGCAUACCCCCACCAUUUUAUCAUCUCCGAUUUCUCUCUCUGCUUUUACCAUUUCUUCUUCUUCUUCACUGUCUCUCUCUCUCUCUCUUGAUAACAGUUAGCUAUGGCGGAAGAGGCGGUCAAGAACGGAGAUGCUCACGACGUGAGCAAGACGGUGUCGUUCUCGGCAUUUAAGCCUCAGAUGUUUGUAGAGGAAGGGAAAGUAGGUGAUGCCGUACACUUCUAUAAGGCCGCGUUUGGUGCUCAGGAGGUUAAUCACGUCACUCAGACCAAGAGGAAGGCUGAUCAAGAGCUCCCACUCGUUGUCUCUGCUGAGCUCAAACUCGGUUCCACCAUUUUUCUUGUCUCUGACCUCUCAGAUCACUCAUCUGCAAUGAACAAAACUGGGAGCAAUGGACUAUGGUUCCUCCUGGAGACGGAUGACAUUGAAGGCGCCAUAGCCAAUGCUGUCAAGGCCGGUGCUGUUUCCGAGGGUGAAAUCGAAGAGGGUGAAGGGGCAUCGCCAGUGGGGAAAGUCAAGGACCCGUAUGGCGUGAUCUGGGCCAUAACCUCUCCAACAAUUGUCAAGAAGAUGAAGAAGAGCGAGGAGGAGGUGCAAGCAGCUUAAAGCCUCCUCCCUCAGAUUUGAAGUUUUCUGUUUCUUAAUAUGCAAUUUACUAUAAUGUCUCUCAGGACUGAGUAGAUGAUCAUGAUGGAUAGUGUUUUGUUUGCCUGGUUUAUGGGGAAGAUUUAAGUAAGUUAUUAGUACUCGUAAUUUCAGUUUGAUGACUGAUUGACAGCAAUGCAGGUGUAUGACCUCUCCUCUUUUACUUUUGUUGCAUCAUUGCUUUAUUUACA
Daucus carota subsp. sativus is the source of this 842-nucleotide messenger RNA. RefSeq lists its product as uncharacterized. The coding region runs from base 109 to 612 and encodes 167 amino acids. The record is from RefSeq and is a predicted model, not a curated record. Lineage: Eukaryota; Viridiplantae; Streptophyta; Magnoliopsida; Apiales; Apiaceae. The transcript is spliced from 2 exons.